Molecule: messenger RNA, 2789 nt
Organism: Lactuca sativa (garden lettuce)
Lineage: Eukaryota; Viridiplantae; Streptophyta; Magnoliopsida; Asterales; Asteraceae
Product: putative LRR receptor-like serine/threonine-protein kinase At4g29180
Biological process (GO): protein phosphorylation
Molecular function (GO): protein kinase activity; ATP binding
Source: RefSeq, a predicted model, not a curated record
AUCAAGAUGUUCCAAGGGUUCUCUCCAUUGCUUGUUCUACUUCGUUUAGUUCUUACAUUAGUAUCAGUUCACGCCCAAGAUGAUCAAUCAGGCUUCAUAAGUAUAGACUGUGGGAUUGCCAUAGGCUCAGCAUAUACCGAUAAUAAAACCGGCAUAAAGUAUGUCUCAGAGGCAGACUUCAUAGACACUGGGGAGAUCCAUAACAUAUUGCCCGUAUACAACUCCUUCUCCAUUAGCACACAGCUUACCACCCUCACAAGUUUUCCACAAAACACAAGAAACUGCUACACCCUAAAACCAACCCAAGGAAAGGGUAAUAGGUAUCUGAUAAGGGCAAGGUUUAUGUAUGGGAAUUAUGACUUCAAGGGCCAACUUCCAGAAUUUGAUGUCUAUGUUGGACCUGAUUACUUGGAUACGGUUAAAGUUAAUUCGUCAUCUAGACCAGUAAACAUGGAGAUCGUACAUGUCUUGUCGUCAGAUUAUAUACAUGUCUGUCUUGUAAAUACAGGUCGCGGAACACCUUUCAUAUCUGUGAUCGAACUACGGCCAUUGGCAAAAGAUAUGUAUGAAGAAACUGAUUUUGGAUCACUAUAUCUUUUCGAACGCGUAAACUUUGGAACCACAUUUAGAACAGCCAGGUAUAAAGAAGACAAGUAUGAUCGACUAUGGAGUCCAAUUAAUUUGCGUAAUACUACUUCCUUAUACACUUUCGAAACAAUUUAUGGAGGGCUGACAACCAUAUAUCCACCUUCAGAUGUUAUGAGUACAGCCAUCAUCCCAACAUACCCAACGGAGUCAUUAGACAUAAACUGGAAUCCUCAUAAUAAAACUGAUAGGUUUUUCAUUUACAUGCACUUUGCCGAAAUUGAAAUACUGAAAAGAAACCAGAUGAGAGAAUUCAAUAUUUACAUGAAUGGAUUCCGCUCAUAUCCGAGAACUUUCUCUCCGCUAAAUCACACCACAAUCACUAUUAAUAACCAGGAACCUGAGACCAUAGCACCCACAUAUACUCUGACCCUAAACAAAUCUAAAAAUUCAACCCUUCCUCCAAUCAUUAAUGCUCUCGAACUCUAUGUACUAAAGCGGCUCCCACAAAUCCAAACAGAUGAUCGAGAUGCUACUAUAAUAUGGAGCAUUAAGUCAACUUACAGAAUAACAAGACACUGGCAAGGAGAUCCAUGUGCUCCACAGGAGUUUGUUUGGGAAGGCCUCGGAUGCAGCUACAAUGAUACCAACUCUCUUAGGAUUACAUUCUUGAACUUGUCUACCAGCGGACUGAACGGAGGAAUAGAUCCGAUUUUAGCUAAUCUCACAAUGAUGCAUACCUUGGAUUUGUCAAACAAUAACUUAACAGGAACUGUGCCAAAUUUCCUCUCUGGACUCACCUUCCUCAAGAUACUAAAUUUAAAAGGAAACAAUUUCGUUGGGCCGAUUCCAGUAGAACUCCUAGAAAAGUCAAACAAGGGAUUAUUGUCAUUGAGUUUUGAUGAAGAGAGUACGGGUGAUAAUAAAGGUAACAAAAUCACUGUUCCAGUUAUAACAGCUGUUGCAUCAUUCUUCGUGAUAUUGACUGCAGUCAUGACUAUAUGGAUAAUUGCAAAACAAAGAGCACGUGAUACGAAGAAAAGAGGCACAAGGCUGGAAAUAAGAAAACAGCAUUACACAUAUUCAGAGAUAGAGAACAUGACCAACAACUUCAGUGUUGUUAUUGGGAACGGAGGAUUUGGAAUAGUUUACCACGGGUAUAUAGGUGAUACAGAAGUUGCUGUGAAGAUGCUUUCGGAAUCUUCGCUCCAAGGGGACAAGGAAUUCCAGGCUGAGGCCUACCUUCUCUUGAGUGUUCAUCAUAGAAACUUAACUUCACUCGUUGGGUACUGCAAUGAAGGCAACCAUAAGGGAAUCAUUUACGAGUACAUGGCUAUGGGCAACUUGGAACGGCAUGUAUUUGCAAGUUCAAGUGCCUUGAAUUGGAAAGAAAGACUCGAAAUAGGAUGUGAUGCAGCACAUGGUCUGGAGUACCUGCAUCAUGGUUGCAAACCACCGAUAGUUCAUAGAGAUAUCAAGUGUACAAACAUCUUACUAAAUGGAAACUUCCGGGCAAAACUAGCAGACUUUGGUUUGUCCAAAGCUUUUCCAACAGAAGAUGGUACUCAUAUUUCAACUGCAGUUGCUGGCACUCCUGGAUACCUUGACCCUGAGUAUUACACGUCAAACAGGUUGACUGAGAAAAGUGAUGUUUAUAGCUUUGGGAUUGUGCUUCUGGUGAUAAUUACAGGACAACCAGCAAUAACGAAACAUGACGAAGACAUCAUAAACAUAAGUCGAUGGGUCAAUUUAAAGCUUGCGUAUGGGGACAUGAAAAACAUUGUUGACCCUAGGCUAAUGGGGGAUUUUGACAUCAAUUCUGCAUGGAAGGCAGUGGAACUUGCAAUGGCAUGUGUUGCCCAUACGCCCAGCAGAAGACCAACAAUGAACGAAGUGGUGAUGGAGUUAAGUGACUGUUUGGUGAUGGAGAGAGCUCGUCAGGAGAAGAAACCAAGGCAAUUAACUGCAGUCGGUUCUCUUAAUCUGGACAGUACAUAUGACCCGAGCCCAAGAUAGUGAAUUUAAAAUACAUUUUCAGUUGAUAUUUGUCUAUGCUUUAUGUGUUUGUUAUUGUUGUUAGUUUUAUAUGAUGUUUCCUUAUAGAAUGAGACACAAGAGUGCAAAAGCUUAACUCCCUUGUCAAUUAUUGUGUGUAAUAAGUGUAAUAAAACUAUUGUACACCUUGAAAUCUUUGUUUUCGUGUA